Pollicipes pollicipes is the source of this 940-nucleotide messenger RNA. RefSeq names its product enhancer of split mbeta protein. Gene Ontology annotation, molecular function: DNA binding; protein dimerization activity. Lineage: Eukaryota; Metazoa; Arthropoda; Thecostraca; Pollicipedomorpha; Pollicipedidae. Gene Ontology annotation, biological process: regulation of DNA-templated transcription. The record is from RefSeq and is a predicted model, not a curated record. The transcript has 2 exons. The coding region runs from base 56 to 754 and encodes 232 amino acids.
GUGAGGCGUGGGGAGAGUUUGGGCGUGGAGAACUUGUCAUUGAGCGACGGGGGUCAUGGCGCCGAAUACGCCGAUCGAAGUAGAACAGGAGCAGCCGCUGUCCAGGACGUACCAGUAUCGCAAGGUAAUGAAGCCGAUGCUGGAGCGCAAGCGUCGCGCGCGCAUCAACAAGUACCUCGACGAGCUGAAAGACCUGAUGGUCAACGCGCUGGCCAACGAGGGCGAGAACGUCACCAAGCUGGAGAAGGCGGACGUGCUGGAGCUGACGGUGCGCCACCUGCGCAAGCUCAAGCAGAACCACCUGCUGGGCGUGCUAAACCCCAACGUGCUGCACGAGCGGUAUAUGGCCGGCUUCACGCACUGCGCCUCGCAGGUCAGCACGUUCCUGGCGGCGUCGGGGCCCGCGGCCGACGUCGGCGUCUCGUCCCGCCUUAUGAGCCACGUCUCCAAGUACAUGCAAGCCAUGGAGAAGGUGGCUGCCAUCCACAGCGGCGGCUUCCCAGCGCCGGCGCCCGCGGCCGGCGCGCCGCGCCUCAUCACGCCGCCGCUGACGCCGCCCGGGCACCCGGCCGGACACCCGACGGCGCACCCGGCCACGCACCCGCUGCACCGUCCGAUGCGCGUGCACUGCGAGAUGUCUCCGCCGACCAGCUACUCCGACCUCUCACCCUCGGGGUCGGAGGUCAGCUCGCGCGCCUCGCCGCGCUCCGAGCCGGCGUCCGCUGAUGAGGACAAGGUGUGGCGGCCGUGGUGAGCCGGCCACGGCGCGCCGGUGGGCGAUCCGUCAUUACUGUGUGGAGCUGGCAGUUUCGCGAUGUUAAGUGUGCGCCAGGCUCAUGUGUUUUUGUCACCCCUAUGCGGCUGUUGUACAGAUCGGUGGCCUUAUUUAGCUGUGAUAUUUGUUCACGUUGGGGACCAAUAAUAAAUGGUCUCGAUGUUA